AUGGCGGAUCCUGCCGGAGAUUGGUGUACUAUAGAAAGUGAUCCAGGGGUUUUCACCGAAUUGAUCAAAGGAUUCGGUUGCCAGGGACUACAAGUGGAAGAAAUUUGGAGCCUGGAUGAAGACAGCUUAAUGAAAUAUCAACCAGUACAUGGCCUUGUAUUCUUAUUUAAAUGGAGACCAGGUGAGGAACCAACAGGUGCUGUGGUGCAGGACAGCAGACUAGAGCAGAUUUUUUUUGCAAAGCAGGUAAUUAAUAAUGCCUGUGCCACUCAAGCCAUUCUUAUGAAAGGACUCUCUUUAAGUAAUUCGGAAACAAUCAAACAGGUGCAUAAUAGUUUUUCAAGGCAACAAAUGUUUGAGUUUGACUCUAAACUGCCAGAUAAAGAUAAUGAUGUGUUCCAUUUUGUUGGUUACUUACCAAUCAAUGGCAGGCUGUAUGAAUUGGAUGGAUUGAAGGAUGGACCAAUAGAUUUAGGUAAAUGUGAUCAGAAUGAUUGGUUGAAAGUUGUCAAGCCUGUUAUAGAACAAAGAAUGCAAAGGUAUAGUGCAGAAGAGAUUCACUUCAAUCUGAUGGCUAUUGUAUCUGAGCGUAAGAUGAUUUAUAACAGGGAGAAAGAAAAAUUGGAAGCUAGAUUAUUAGCAUUACAAGGACAGGGUGAAGUCAUGGAAACUGAUGAUGCGUCAUGUCAAAGUGAAAGUGAUAUUAAAUCCGAAAUAAGUCGGCUUAAUCUGCUAAUAAGCGAUGAAGAGCAAAAGUUUCGGAAAUACAAGAUUGAAAAUAUACGACGUAAACACAACUAUCUGCCGUUAAUCAUGGAGAUCAUUCAGGUGCUGGCACGAGAAGGGAAACUCGUAGAAUUAGUUGAAAAGGCCAAAGAGAAGGCUGUAGCCAAAAAAGCUGAAGAAGAAAAGAAAGAAAAAGAAAAAACGAAGUAGACUUAGCUUAACUAAUAGUUUAACUGCAAAAUUGACCCACUCUGUGCUUGCCAAAGGUCACUCUGGCAUCCAGUCUGACCAAUAACACUGGUUUUGUUUGUUUGCUUUGCCCCCUGUUGAUUUCUCAACUGCCAAAAGACUAUGGAAUAAUAAAUGUUCUAUGAAAUUUUAACUUCGUAAUUUUCAGCACUCUCAAAAAAAUCUGUUGACUGCCCUCUACAGGUGGCUGUAUCUACACAUAUUGAUUGCUUUCUUACAUGCAAAUGUAUUUUUGGAUUAUCCAAUUUUGUUAAUACCAGCUGCUCGGCGAUAAACAGUAAAAACAUAUUGGUGACUACCACUACAUCAUAUAAAAUGACAUAUCCAUUAAUUAUGUUCUUUACUUUGUUCUUGACAGCUCUAUAUAUUUUCCAUCCUUUCAGGCAUUGACUUAUUUCAAAUUAAAUGUAAAAUGAAUAACUUGUGAAUCCUUGUUUGAUCAAAUCUUUUUAAGGUUUGACAAUAAAUCCUAAUGUAUGGUUGCUAAGCAUUUUAG
Messenger RNA from Saccoglossus kowalevskii, 1471 nucleotides. RefSeq names its product ubiquitin carboxyl-terminal hydrolase isozyme L5-like. NCBI's taxonomy places the organism in Eukaryota, Metazoa, Hemichordata, Enteropneusta, Harrimaniidae. Gene Ontology annotation, cellular component: cytoplasm. Gene Ontology annotation, molecular function: cysteine-type deubiquitinase activity. Gene Ontology annotation, biological process: ubiquitin-dependent protein catabolic process; protein deubiquitination. The record is from RefSeq and is a predicted model, not a curated record.